Messenger RNA from Ilex paraguariensis (yerba mate), 264 nucleotides. The record is from the annotation of a GenBank genome assembly. NCBI's taxonomy places the organism in Eukaryota, Viridiplantae, Streptophyta, Magnoliopsida, Aquifoliales, Aquifoliaceae.
AUGUCAGGCGGAGAGACGAAGAAAUGGAAGAAGGUGGUUAGCAGGGGACGUUUUGGUAAUGCAAAACUCUUUGUGGAUAAAGAUGCUAAGAAGAGACCAAACAUUCCUAAGAAUUCCAUUGUCUUUCCAUAUUCAAGUAAGGAGCAAGUUCUCGAAAUGGCGAUGGUUAUUCGAGGUAUUUGCAUUGGGAGUGUCCCUUGGGAGAAUGAGAAAAACAAAAUUGCUCACAUUGACCUUAUUCCAACGUAUAGGAUGCUAAACUAA